This is a messenger RNA of Xenopus tropicalis (tropical clawed frog), 1317 nucleotides long. The record is from RefSeq and is a predicted model, not a curated record. Lineage: Eukaryota; Metazoa; Chordata; Amphibia; Anura; Pipidae.
GCCGCGGCUCACAGGGUCCCAAAGGGUCGCACUCAUUUCCGGGUGUACAAACAUGGCGGCGCUACACGCCUGCGCACUGAGGCAGCGUUAGUCAGAGUGUGAGUCUGAGUCCGGCCGAUGGCCGGGGUAACAGAAGAGAAGGACAUGGAGGCAGUUUGGAGCCCAGGGCUGGAUUCUGCCCCCCUGUCAGUCGUUACCAUGGAGCUGAAGUUGGGGUCCCUGGUUACCCUGCUGCUUCUCACCAUUAUCAGUGGCCUUGCCCCUCUCUCUCUAUUCAGGCGCCAGGGGAGCACAGUUACCUCCGGUCCCCAGCGGAGGUCGCUGAGUCUCAUCAGCUGCUUCUCGGGAGGCGUCUUCCUUUCUACUUGUCUUCUGGAUCUGAUGCCCAGUUACCUGUCCUCUAUUGCUGGUGCCCUGAAAGGGUUAAACAUCACAUUGCAGUUCCCCCUGCAAGAGUUCAUCUUGGCCAUGGGAUUCUUCCUGGUGCUGGUAAUGGAGCAGGUUGCCAUGGGUUACAAGGAUCAGGCCGGCGGCUCGGAGGAGACGGGCGCCCUGCUGGGAUCGGCCAGCCUGUUACACAGCGGGGUGGGGGCGCCCCACGUACACGUGGAUGUGAACGCUCACUCGGCGGUGAGAAUGAUGGCGCUGGUACUGGCCCUGGCGCUGCACUCCGCCCUGGAGGGCGUGGCCUUGGGGUACCAGGGGGCACGUGGGCGAGUGAUGAAGACCUGCCUGGCUCUGCUCGUCCAUAAGAGCCUCAUUGCAUUCAGCCUCACCCUCAAACUGGGGCAGGGGCGCCUCCACGUCCGGGCCAUGCUGGCGUGCCUCCUGUUCUACUCCCUAAUGUGCCCGCUGGGCAUGGGCCUGGGCAUGGCGUGGGCUGGCAGCACCGACCCAGUGCAACAGUUAACCCGUAGUGUGCUGGAGGGACUGGCCACUGGGGCAUUUAUGUACAUUACCUUCCUGGAGAUCCUGCCCCACGAGCUGAGCGCCGGUUACCCCCAGAUCGACAGGGUCAUCGUGUUGCUCUGCGGCUUCUCCGCCAUCGCCGCCGUCCUCUUCAUCAAGAUCUGAUUAACCCUUUCCUCGGCUGCCCGUCGCUUCCCAAGCACAAACGGGACCAAUGAGAGGGAAGCGUGUGUGCCGCGGAUACAGUCGCGCUUGCCCUUUAUGUUUCUAUUAUGCAGAAAAAUAUUUUGUAAUAUUUAUAUACACGGGGAUCUAUUUUUUAUUAUUAUUAUUAUACCAGUUUUAUACCCACGUGUUUACUAACCAGCUGUAACGUACACAGCCUUUAUUAAAAUGGCUUCUUUUUAA